AACACAAAACCCUCUCUCGGAGCUCGGCGAGUUUAGGAGAAAGGAAUCUUGCAAUCGGAGAUGGCGAACAACAUGGUGGCUACGGCGAAUAAAUCACCGGUAGAGCUACUUCAAGAGACCAAAGCCUACAUCGAGGCCAUCUUCGAGAGGAUGCUCUCAAUCAAGCAAAAAGGAAAACCCAAAUCCGAGAAUCGAGAACUCCUCACUCAGAUGUUUCUCAACUUCAUCAAUCUGCGAAAAGCGAAUCGCGCGAUUCUUGUAGAGGAAGAGAAAGUUAAAACUGAGACUGAGUUAGCAAAAUCUCCGGUGGAUUUCACGAUUCACAAUCUCAUGUAUGAGAAGAGUCAUUACCUCAAAGCUAAUAAAGCUAGCAGAGAUUUCAAAUCUAGGUAUCCCAACAUCGUCAUAUCUGAACUAGAGUUCUUCAGUGAAGCUCCUGAAGCAAUCAAGUCUCAAACUCUUUCAAAUGAUACUUCUCAUGAUUUGAUGCUUAAAAGACUCAAUUUUGAGCUUCAUCAGAGGAAAGAACUAUGCAAGCUUAGAGAGAGGUUGGAACAACAUAAGAAGAGUUUGGUGGAAAGUAAUGAAGAGCGUAACAAGUUUCUGUCAAGUCUUCCAGUGCAUCUCAAAUCUUUAAAGAAAGCAUCUUUGCCAGUACAGAGCCAGUUGAGUUUGCCGGAUCCGAAGAAGCUGAAGUAUCAUAAUUUAGCUGAGCUUCUUCCUCUGCCGCUUUAUGUUAUAUAUUCGUAGUUCAUGGCACGAAAGGAAGCUUUUGAAGAGAAUAUAGAUCUCGAGGUAUCUGGGAGCCUUAAGGAUGCUCAAACUUAUGCCCGGGAGCAGGCAGAACAGAACUCAGAGAGUCUAAGAUUGGAGGAUGAUGGUGAAGAUGAUGAUGGAAAAAGGCAAAGGAAACGACCCAAGAAAGAGGGUUCUGAUGAGGGAGGACUAUAUGAGAGUCAUCCUCUUAAAGUUGUCCUUCACGUAUAUGAUGUUGAGAUUCCAGAUCCGAAAUCCGAUAGACCUGUCGUGCUAAAGUUUGAGUACUUGUUGAAGUUGAACGUUGUAUGUGUUGGCAUUGAAGAGUCUCAGGAUGAACUUGAGAAAAGUAUACUAUGUAACUUAUUUCCAGAAGAUGCUGGUCUUGAGCCUCCUCAUCAGUCAGCAAAGCUCAUUCUUGGCGAUGAUCAUUUAUUUGAUAUGAGCAGAACUUCGAGACCAUAUAAGUGGGCACACCAUUUGGCGGGGAUUGAGAUUUUACCUGAGAUGUCACCAUUUUUUACUGACAAGGAUACUCAGACUAGUGGUACAGCUAUAGACUAUGCUUCUGCGUCUGAUCACCGCAAUGUGCAAACCGUUCUGGAAAGAAUACGGUCCCAGAAAAAGGCUAAGCUAACUCUUGUCUGAGUCACCCCACUCAGUAUGUUUUUGCCCAUCUUUUUGACAGUAGUAGAAGUUCUUAUAUUUGUAAGUCAGUUAGUUGUUGUAUCUGAAUUUGAAGACUGUCUUGGUAUUUGUAAACUAUGCACACAUUGUUAUGUUAUAUUGAGGCAACGAGAAGAAAUAAACGGAAUGAUAUAUGCGGCGUUUUAUUAAUUAACAAAGACCGACCUCUGAAGCAUAGCAAUUACAAAGUAAAGAGAUUCUUGAUGGUCCUGUGUAUGUAUAGAGAGAGGUUACAAUCUUAAAAAUGAGAGCUCAACUCAACACCUAAGAUAAGUAUGACCACAAGAACUUAAUUCACCAUUGAUUUCACCAGGACCUUAGUUCUUGCCAACAAGAUGAAUAAAGUCACUAGAACUUUUUUGAUGAACAUCUUUAAUCUCUGAGCCACCUCAGGUCAUUUGGUUACAUUCCAGUAUAUGGUUGGGCAAACAUAUAAAUUCAAUUCACUAGGACGUUUACUACACAAUGAGAAACUAAGCCAGCUCUGCAAGAGUUUCCAGGAGCUGCUUAAACCCCAAACAACAUGCAUAAAACUAAAAGGACACAACAGCAGGGCAUUUAGUCUACUAAGUUACAGAUGCGGCUCUGAUCAAGAUUUUGGUAGCUGUAAUGUGAUAACUAAUAAUCCUUAUUUCCUGAUCUCUAGUUAAAAAUUAGUUGAAAUACUUUUCACCCUCCUGACGAAUCUAGUUCUCAUCCUGGACAAAAUGUUUCAAGCACUGAUGUGUUCUUCAAAAGAAAUUAAAACAAAAUUGCAACAGAAGUACCUUUGAGAAGGAAAUGAGAGAACAUGUCCAAGGGUACAUAAAAACGCAUCUUCCAUUUCAGCAGGAUUUGGUGUUUAUAUUCAAUUUGAAUGCCUCUUUGUCCUGAAAGACUCUUAUCACAGAAAUUGCACUACAUAGCUGCAUUAGAGAACCAAGGACAGAUGAGAAAAAACACACUCCAGAAAAGGAUACUCUCUCUCUCUCUCUCACUGCACAAAAGGAAUAGACAGCUUGACAUACAACAGUGAACAUUUGGCAUAGAUCCUAAAAUAAGAGAAAAGGAAGAUGCAUGAUUCUACACCAGCGACUAAUAAGCUAGAUAGUGUCUUAGAUUCAGCAGAGAAACUUCUGGCAUACUUCAGACUUACACAAGCAAUCAAGAAUCAUACUACACUCAUACUGCAGAUUCAACAGAACCAAAAAUCAUGCAUUAACUCGAACAGUAGAUUCUAACUUCAUGGUUAUAGUGCUUCAGUUGUGUACAUAAACAACAGGGCAUUUGGUCUAGUGGUACGAUUCUGGAACAGUGUAAAUCCAAACAAUAUUUAGACAAACAAGAUCAUAAAACUAAUUCAAGAAAAUGUAGGACGAGAAAGACUUCCUCUUCUGAUUGGUUUGUGGUGGAAAAGGUUAGAACACUUGUAAAAAUAUCUAACUGGAAUAUAAUUAGAGUACCAUACAAACUAGAAAUUAUUAUACGGAGUACAAUACAAACGAGAUAUCUAUUUUCUAGAGGAAAAACCUAAAAAAUACGCCAUCUAAUUUUUUAUGAAGAUUAAAAAUAACCCCACGUGGUUAAUUAGUUGCAAAUAAAGACACUGUUAUCCUUUUAUUUUCCCCCAAAUCGAUUUGGGAUCUAAAAACCCUAAAACAAAAUUUUUUCAAAUCCCGAAUGGGUUCUUUGAUUACCUCAAAGCGAUAUCCAUUGUCACCUUACCAACCAUCAAAAUCACCAUCAAAACAACCAAUGUGAAAAGGAAGAAACUCAAGUCUCUAAUGAAACAUUUUUUAUCGAUCUUAACUUCUUUGUCCGCAACACAAAGCGAAACAAUCCCAACAACAACAAAAGUUACAAAUACGGCACCACCCAAGACGUUAUUAAGACCCACUUCUCCUUUGUUCGAACCAACAAAAGCAGCUAUACUCGCAAACACAUCAGGCGCGCGGUUACCAAGUGGAAGCAAAGUAACACCAACAACAGUUGGAGGUAACUUCAAAAGCUUAGAAAGCUUCUCCAACGAACAACAAAAGUAAUCAGCAGCAGUAUUACCCAACAUAUAAAACG
Messenger RNA from Camelina sativa (false flax), 3495 nucleotides. RefSeq names its product THO complex subunit 5A. Gene Ontology annotation, molecular function: mRNA binding. Gene Ontology annotation, cellular component: THO complex part of transcription export complex. Lineage: Eukaryota; Viridiplantae; Streptophyta; Magnoliopsida; Brassicales; Brassicaceae. The record is from RefSeq and is a predicted model, not a curated record. Gene Ontology annotation, biological process: mRNA export from nucleus.